This is a messenger RNA of Cornus florida, 795 nucleotides long. RefSeq names its product F-box protein CPR1-like. The record is from RefSeq and is a predicted model, not a curated record. The transcript is spliced from 3 exons. Bases 1 to 795 code for a protein of 264 amino acids. NCBI's taxonomy places the organism in Eukaryota, Viridiplantae, Streptophyta, Magnoliopsida, Cornales, Cornaceae.
AUGGAUGUAGUCGCCGACAUCCUCUCUAUUGCUAAAGGGGAUGCUACUGCCGUGACCAUGUCAUUGUUUAUGGGUUUGGUUAAGGUUUAUAGUGUGAAAUCGAAUUCGUGGCCAAGGGUAAAAGAUUUCCCUUAUUGCAUCUGGUACAUCUGGUACCUGCGAGUGAAUGGUGUUGUCAAUGAUGACAAGGUGGCGAGGAUGUGUGAAAUCGAAUCCGUGGCGAAGGGUAAAAGAUUUCCCUUAUUGCAUCUGGUACAUCUGGUACCUGGUGUUUUCAUUAGUGGGGCUCUGCACUGGGUUGCCAAUGAAAGACCAGCAUCAUCGUAUAUGAUUGCUGUUUUUGAUCUUGGAUCUGAGGAAUAUGAGUUGGUUCCAACGCCUGAAUUUUCAGAUAAGAAUUUUACAAUGAAUUUGGAUGACUUGGGAGGAAGCCUUUGUAUGUAUUGCGGUUACUUUGACUACCAUGUUGACAUAUGGGUGAUGAAGGAGUAUGGAAUAAAGGAAUCUUGGACUAAAUUGUUUUCCUUUGUGCAAGGGAGUGUGAUCAAGUCCUUUCAUUAUGUGAAGCCUAUAGCAUAUUCAAAGAACGGUAGAGAAUUAAUUUUAGGACAGGACAAUGCAAUGCUUCUUCGGUAUGACUUAAAGAAAGAAAAAGUCACAACGAUUAAGAUUCAUGGCCUUCGGUACAUUCGCAAUACACAUAUGUGCUUGGGAAGCGUUGUUCCGCUUCAUGGUGUUGGUGAAAGUGAUGAGAAGCAGCAAGCACAAAAGAAGAUGCAUAAAAAGAAGAGGUAA